This is a messenger RNA of Peniophora sp. CBMAI 1063, 843 nucleotides long. The record is from the annotation of a GenBank genome assembly. Lineage: Eukaryota; Fungi; Basidiomycota; Agaricomycetes; Russulales; Peniophoraceae.
AUGUCCUUUGAGCCAGCCUCAGUCACCGCCCCUCUGUUCUACUUUGAGUCACCCAAAGAUGGCUCUAAGCCCUUCCAAUACACGUGCCAGUUCAUCAAGGAGAACCCCGUCGAGGGCGUACGCGGACAGAACUUUGGGCGCGUAGCCAAGUUCGUGGAGAUCGGGAAUUUGCGCGGCCGCGAAGACUCUAUGAGGCUAGACAAGAACGGCUUUCAGUUCUUCCACCACCCCGCUAAGCAUAUGGCGUUCGAUAACGAUCAGGAGAUACGAGACGAGUACUAUCCGGAGAGCGCUCAGCUCAUCAAGGAGACCACAGGUGCCCACCGAGUAGUCAUCUUCGAUCAUACCGUCCGGCGCCAUUUCGCCACAGAGACUGAAGAUACCCCAAGCACGCGCCAGCCUGUAUCCAGUGUGCAUGUUGAUCAGACGCCGGCUUCCGCUGAGGCGCGUGUCCAUCGUCACCUGCCGGCCCAAGACGCCCACAGUCUGCUUGCGAAGCGAUUCCAGAUAUUGAACGUGUGGAGGCCCAUUCACCACGCUGCGUACGACUUUCCGCUGGCGUUGUGCGACCAUUCUACUGUGAACCCGUACAAGGACCUUGUGGCGAUUGCGCUCAAGCCCAACGGCGAGACAUUUGGCGUGCAGUACAAUUGCGCGCAUCGCUGGAAGUUUGUACGCGGGCUCACGCCUGAGGAGUGUGUCGUGUUCAAAUGCUUUGAUUCAGUGCAGGACGGUAGCGUCGCAGUAUUCACACCGCAUACCGCGUUUGUCGACCCGACGACCCCUGCAGAUGCGGCACGCCGCGAGUCGAUUGAGCUGCGCGCCCUUGUCUUCUACGACUGA